AUGAGCGACAGGUUUACGAGUGAGCGACAACUCGGUCAGAAAGCCCUCCAGAACUCAUCGCAAGCCUACGAUAAACAGCUGCUUUCGAAAAUUGGCGGCCCGAAUACACCCACACGGACGACUGCACCACCACUCCCCUCUGGCAACUCCCAAGACCCCGCCGCCGAUACACACGCUUCUUCACAUAAGCUCAACGGUCAAUUGAAGCCACUGACUGUACCGGCUACAUCACCUGGCUACAGCGGCUGGCGAAGUCCCGGCUUCGACUCGGCGGAUUCAUACAGAUCACGUUACGGCAGCAUCUCAACGCCAGGUCCUUUGGACGAAACUUCUUCACAACACCGUGGUAGCUACGAUCAUAGCAUAUUUUCGGACCCUGAGUUUGUUGGCAUGGAAGAGAAUGGAAUGCGCGAUUUGAACAUCAACGAGCGCAGCCCUGCCGAGUCAGAGGACUAUCAGUUAGGCCCAAAGGGUGGCCUGAAACGGCGGGCCUCGUCCCCGCCCUUUGAAGCCGCGCGCGAUGACCGUCCCAUUCCGACUGGCCAUAACGACCUCUACCACCCAAAUGCUCGUCAAUCGGAACUGCACAGCUUCGCGUUUUCAGUCAACCCAAAACUCACUGUCCUCCGCUGGGUCCGCAAGCCAACGUAG
Messenger RNA from Alternaria viburni, 651 nucleotides. RefSeq lists its product as uncharacterized. The transcript has 2 exons. The coding region runs from base 1 to 651 and encodes 216 amino acids. NCBI's taxonomy places the organism in Eukaryota, Fungi, Ascomycota, Dothideomycetes, Pleosporales, Pleosporaceae. The record is from RefSeq and is a predicted model, not a curated record.